AUGGCUUUUGCCAAGCUCUUUUCCCUGCUUUUUCCUCUGUUAGGCAUCUUCUUCUUGGCCACCCAUCCCACCUUGACAAGCGCAGAAAACACCGAGGACCUGAUCAACAAAAUCUGUCGUUCAGUGGAGGAGUUCGGUUUCUGCAAACAAACCUUCAUGGAAAACCUGCUGUCCCCAGAAGCGGACAUUGUUGAUCUGACCCACAUAACAAUAUUGCAGUCAUCAAACAACGCGACCAACACCCUUGAUUUCAUCCGGAAUCUUGUCGCGAACGCGACCGACGAAGGAUUGAUGAACGCUCUUGUUGAGUGUGAAAACGCCUACAGACUGGUGGCAGGGUCUUUCCAGAACGCCUUCGUAUCCUUCACCCAGAAAGACUAUGAUGGCGUUCUGGUAUAUGAGAGGGGUACGCCUAGAGUUCAAGCCAGUUGUGCCACCACUUUCGACACUCCGCCUAAUCCUUUCAACCCUCUGGUUGACAGGAAUAGGCAGAUGAGGAUCUUGAUUACCAUGGCUGUGGUUUCUGCAACGGAACUUACCUCUUGA
Messenger RNA from Alnus glutinosa, 546 nucleotides. RefSeq lists its product as uncharacterized. The coding region runs from base 1 to 546 and encodes 181 amino acids. Gene Ontology annotation, molecular function: pectinesterase inhibitor activity. The record is from RefSeq and is a predicted model, not a curated record. The transcript has a single exon. Gene Ontology annotation, biological process: negative regulation of catalytic activity. Lineage: Eukaryota; Viridiplantae; Streptophyta; Magnoliopsida; Fagales; Betulaceae.